UAUCGCGCAAACUUGCAGUGACUUUGCGACCGGCAUCGCGCGCGAUCCUCUCUCUCGUGCCGUUGCGUAUAUAUACAUUUUACACCGGAGCUAAUAUAUAUAUAUACACAGAGAAAGGCGCCGUAUACAUCGUAACGCGUUGUUUUCUAUAGUAUACAAACUGCUCUCGGCGCGAAUCAGUGGCUGUCUCGUAUUAUAGUGACUCGCGCCGCGCGUGUUCGCUUAUCCUUGCUAAGGCAAACAGAGAGAGAUCGUUAACCACGAGUGCGAUAUUAAAUGAGAGAUACAGAGAAAAAAAAUGUGAAAUGAUUCGACAGUAUAAUUGUUUGUGUGUGUUGGAUUGAUAAGGCUUGAUUUUUUAGUUGUUGUUAUUAUAUUCUGUUGAGUUGAGUUGAGUGGAUGCACCAGUGUUACCACGUCACACCCCCGCGCACGAUAUAGAAGUCGUACACAAGGUUUUCUCCAAAAAUCGGCAAACGACGAACUUCGAGUAGAGGGGGCACAAGAGGAGGAAUCGGCAACUGUCAACAAGUGAGCUGCAGCGCGCACACACACAGAGGCCCACGUUCGUCGUGGUCGUGCAUCUCUGCCUAUAAAUACACGCAAUGGAACAUGAGGAUCUUUCGGACAGGCAGCAAGAGGAGUCGCGGAAGCAAAAGUCGAUGAAGCAGCAGAAGCAGCAUCAGCAUCAGCAACGAUCUCAAAACUAAUAGUAGCGUAAGAUUUUCUAAUCACUAAGGCUCCAAGGCAUUGGGAUAUCAAAAUAGGACCUGUAAGGGUGCGAAAUAGAUAUUAGGAUUAAGUGCGCAGCAGAAGGAUGGCCGCUACAGAUGGGCAGAUAAUCGUGGCAGCAGCCCGCUGGGCCGACGAGGCCACCUACCUCCGUGACUUUGUGGCCAAGCAGAGGCUGCCGGCGGUCAUUAAGAUCACCAAAGGCCAGUACGGAGGUCUGGGCGUGCCAACGCUGCCCGCUCCCUCGUUACAGUCGACGGCGCUCCUCGUCUCGGCCGGCAGACGACGGAAGAUCGUCGCGCAAGCUGUCAAAAUUAAGGAGGGCCGUCGAGUGGUGGGCGUAGGACCACGACUAGCCAUACCAGACUCGUACGUGGGCUACUUCGAGAUUCUGAGCGAGGAGGGCCGAGCAGUCCGGGGCAUCGAGUCGGUGGCGGAGCUGUCGCGACGCUGCCCCGAAGCCGGUGCCCUGGUGCGCGAGACGGUGCGCGGCAUCGCCUGCAAGCUCGACGAGAACGGCGCCGCCAUACCCGAGGGCAGCCGCACCCUCGCCGUGGGCGAGACGAUAGUCGUCGCGGGCGAGCUCACCCUGCCCGGCCGGGGCCGAUUUCUGCGCUGCAUCGACUGCCGGGACGACAACGUGCUGCUGCCCCUUGAGCAGCGCGCCCGAUUCAGCGUGCUGGCGCGCGAGGACAACAUCAGCGGCGUCCACACGGCCCGGGGCCUGCUCUGCAAGAGGCUGCCGCUGACGGUGCGACUCGUGCACGGCCAGCCGCCCCGGGGCCUCAAGAGCUCCAGUCAGUUCCUGCCGGAGCUGCGGCUGCUGUCGAGUUUCGAGGAGGAGCACGUGUUCGCGAUACCGCUGCAGAGGGAGGGCGCCGCGGUGGCACUGCCUCUGGCGGCGCCGCUGAAACUCGUCAAGGCCAGGAACGAGGAGGCGCUCAGGGCCAUGCCCGAAUUCGCCAGACUCGUCGAAAGAUCGUCGAGACUCGUGGCCGAGGUCGCCGAUAGAUCUCACGUGCUGGACGGCCGGCUGGGCGAGAGCAAGUCGAGUAGGCAGGGCCGCAGCGCCGGCGGCUUCCUGCGACGCUCGGUGAGCUCGGACAGUGCCAACAGUAAUCCAGUGGCGGCGCAUCACCGGUCGCAUCACCAUCAUCACCAUUACCACCAUCAGCACAGUUUGCCUGUGGGCCACGGCUACAGGGACGAGAAUCGCGUGCCCCAGUCCUAUUCCGAGGAGUACGACGAGAUCGACCAGAUCUACGACUACGUGCGGGGUUUCGCGCCUCUGCCCAAGAGCGUGAGGUCGCCCUACGAGAGUCCGCUGGGCAACGGAUUGGGAAACGGGUUGGCAUCCGUGACGGUAACGAUGACGCCGUUGGACGAUCGCCCGGAACCGCCGCCGAUCGAGACGAUACCGACGAAAAAGGCCCAGGCGGAAAAGCGCACCCGUCGCUCCGUGAAGGAGCAGCCCCAGCAGCAGCUUCACCAUCUGCACGCGAGCAACCACAACAACAGCAACACGACGGGCACCACGGGUACGACGGUCACCUCGUCGUCGAUGGCCACGCGGACCGACAAGCCGCCCCUGUCCAAGCUCUACGUAAAAAACGGCGGAACUCAGAGGGGCCGGCCUCUCAUGAGGCAAAAGAGCGCCUCGCCGCUCAAGGAGACGCCGCCCGUACUCAAGGGUGGCUCGCCCCUCUUCAACAUCAGGUACAAAAGCCUGACGAAUUUGCAGCAGGCCAUGGAGCUCGACGGUACGCUGGACUCCAGUCACUCGGGUGGGCGUACAUCGGGCGAUUCCGGUGCUGGUGCUAAACUGCCCGAGAAGAGAUCGCGGCGACUGAGCAGACCUCGUUCGCUGACGAAUCUCGUGUGGGAGCUGCGCAACGGCGGAAGCGGUGGAGGCGUCGGCAACGGCUGCAAUCGCUCGGAAACACCACCAACGAUGGCGCAGCAAGUGACACCCGUGCCACUGACCAAGUGCGGACCAAGGCUGGCCCUCACCGUCUUAGCACCGAGGCGCGUCGGCACACUCUACCUCUAACCCAGUGGCCGUGCAAGCGCCAUCCGGAUAACAACGAUCUCGGAAGAAGCAGUAGCUGCGCGCGCGAGCUUGACCGAUCGUCAACAGAAGCCCCAGCAGCAGCCACCGCCGACUCCUAGCCGAUUUCCGCUUUGCCGCUUGCUACAACGAAUUAGAAUCAAAGUCGACGAGAUGCAGAGGCUACGCCAGCUGCAGCAGCAACAACAGCAACAACUACAGCAGCAACAGCAGCAGCGAUGGCGAACCGCGAACGUCUCAUCAAGACCAAACAGUUUUUUAAAUACCCAGUACUACUACCUUCAUCAUCGAGCCGUACACACAUGAAGAAAAAGGAAGAAACAAAAACAGAUUAACGUACGCGGCGUACCUCGAUGCAUCUCCAGCCGGCUUCGUUUCUUCUUUUGAUCUUUUUGAUAUUUUUUAUUUCUUAUUUAAUUAAUUAUGAAUCGAGCACUUAUUCAGCGAGUCAUGAAAAUUCAGUCAGUUCGAUAGCAUGUGCGUGAAUGCGCGUUCGAUUUAAAUGAUAAAAAUGUAUGUAUAAUUGUUAGGAUGUGUAUUUUUUUUUUAAAUAAUAAUUGAAAACUCGUCCCAUACGAUGAGAGAUGUACGCAUGUAACGAGAUAAAGAUAAAGUGCAAAUUAUUCGAGCCCUUAUUACUGGUGCUCGUAUAAUUAGCAUCGAUGAUAAUUGUAAAAAGGACGAUUGUAAAAUUUCGCAUAUAAUAAGCUUGCAUUCAAAUCAAGAAGGUGUAAAUAUUCAAAUCACUCGGAGCGAUUCGAUGCUGAUGAUUUUUGUGUCGAGUCGCACGCGCCAAUCGAAGGAGUUUCGAUAGUUAAAAUUGCACGCACUUCCUUGUUCUUAGCAGAAAACUAAAUGCAUACACGUAUUAUUUAAUUCGUCUCUGUGCUUAGCUACAAUCGCAGAUGUAUUAGUACCAUAAGUUUGUAUAAUGCGAGAGAUAGAGAAAGCAAAAGAGAAGCAACAUUAUAAGCCUUUGAUUAUAGUGAACGUGAUUAUAUACAUUAAUAACGAUGAUAAUAUUGUAGGGAUUUGUACACGUGUAAGUUUGUAAUGUAAUGCGCGCGCAAAGACACGAAUGCCAUAUACAAUAUAUAUUAUAAUAUAUUUAUAUGAUUAUCGCCUAUAAAAAUGUUGAAAGCAAAAGUAGAUAAGCCGCAAGUGUCGCUGCGGUGCUAAGAUACUUAAGUCAUACCCCUUAUUACUAUUUCAUUAAUUGUACGCAUUAUAGACGUAUAACAGCUUCUCC
Messenger RNA from Trichogramma pretiosum, 4049 nucleotides. RefSeq lists its product as uncharacterized. Bases 818 to 2782 code for a protein of 654 amino acids. The transcript is spliced from 9 exons. NCBI's taxonomy places the organism in Eukaryota, Metazoa, Arthropoda, Insecta, Hymenoptera, Trichogrammatidae. The record is from RefSeq and is a predicted model, not a curated record.